CCCUCAUAAGGCCCCUACACUUCCACCUCGUUAUUCUCUAUUACUCACGCCUAGCACACCUGAAACUCUUGCUUCACUGAACUCAACAUUAUGUCUUUGAGUGAUUUACCGGAUGAUAUCUUCCAUAUCAUUACGAAGAAGCUUGGAGAUGAAGACGCCACAUACCUAGGCCCGCUAAUGCUCACCAACAAACGAGGAAGGGACAUAGCGUUAUCAAAGGAGAUCCUACAGUCAGCAAACAUAACUCCUCUAACCCUGGACCCCGUCGACAUAUAUCCAGGUGGUGUUACUAGAACCUUCUUUACCCGUUGUUUGGACGUAGAAAAUCCUAAGGCAAUUUAUUAUGAAUCUUUGCGUCUGAUAACACGAGAGGGUGAUAUCCACGGGUCCCUUGCUUUGCUAAACCAACUUGUUCCUACUUAUGACCAUGCCACUCUCACGUAUGCAAUGUUUCAAAUGUGUGCUGGGAGGGGAGAUAUUGCUGGGGCAACAUUCGACCAAAUUUUUGAAGAUUUAGGUACUCGUCUUUGGUUCGAUAAUUACUCUCCCGAUUUGGAAGAUGAGUGUGAAGUUUUGAUUGAGACACUAUUAUCAUUUGACCCCCCUGGUGAAGAUACCUUUGGACCAAUUUGGGAGUUUGCUUAUUCUAAGAAGAUAAGCAUACCUGAUUGUGCUUAUUGGCAUGGGCACGAUUAUUAUUGCGAAGGAUGUUACAUCUACAAUGCAGCAUUACGUAUAUGUGAACUUCUCUAGAGUUUCAUGUAUUCAAGAAACCUUGUAAUGUUAA
Arabidopsis arenosa is the source of this 787-nucleotide messenger RNA. NCBI's taxonomy places the organism in Eukaryota, Viridiplantae, Streptophyta, Magnoliopsida, Brassicales, Brassicaceae. The record is from the annotation of a GenBank genome assembly.